Messenger RNA from Cimex lectularius (bed bug), 4979 nucleotides. RefSeq names its product odorant receptor 46a-like. Gene Ontology annotation, biological process: sensory perception of smell; detection of chemical stimulus involved in sensory perception of smell. The transcript has 12 exons. NCBI's taxonomy places the organism in Eukaryota, Metazoa, Arthropoda, Insecta, Hemiptera, Cimicidae. Gene Ontology annotation, cellular component: plasma membrane. The record is from RefSeq and is a predicted model, not a curated record. Gene Ontology annotation, molecular function: olfactory receptor activity; odorant binding. Bases 3558 to 4730 code for a protein of 390 amino acids.
AACACACCGGCCUUGUCCUUCUUCGCUAUAUAAAUAACCAAGAAAACAUUAAAUAAGUCAAUAUCGCGCUUGACUUCGAAGAUAUGAAAGCCGGCGGUGUCGUUUUUCUUUUCAGCUUGAUGUCUUGUCUGUCUACGGGACUUGGAAGAGCCAUCAAGCCGGGUGUUGACUGCCCCAACGACGAACUUCCCGUCUGCGCCAAGUGCGGCGAAGAAAUGCGGACAUUUUCAAAUUCCUGCAUGCUAAGGUGGGAAAACGAAAAUUCUGGAACGAGCUGCUAUAUCACACAUCAUGGCGAUUGCAGCGAAAAUAUAGCCGAUUGUGACGAAAAUUGUACCGUAUUUCCUGACACUACAUUUUGUGCAAAAUAUAGAGAUUCAUUUAUGACAUUCAGAAACGUAUGCCAGUUAGAGAAACAAAACAGAUGUGCUAAGCAAAACUAUGUAAUGAUCCAUUAUGGCUAUUGUAAAUAAACAACAAAGCAUGAAGAUCAAACAACAAGUUUAAACAAAUAUUGUAAAGUUUAUUAGUUUUUAUAAAUAAAAAUUAAUAUUUAUAGCACAAUUUUCCAUUUUUCACACUCAGUUCCAAGAUUGAUUUGAACGAUUUUAAAGUUUAUAUAUCAUCAAUCGUUAUAUUAUUGAUACAAAACGAUACACAAAAGACUAGUUCACUCACUAAAAAACGUACAUCAUCCAGACGAGAAAAUGACCUCACCCUUCAUUCCGUCAGGGUUCAAUAUAUUCAACAGUGCUACAAGACAUCAAUGAGCGGAAGGAAUUCGGGUGUUCGUCAAGGCAGGAUCCUCUGUCCCAUUCUCUAUUUAAUUCAGACUGUCAAUCUCGAUACAGUACUCCUCAAUUAGACGACGAACAGCAGAGGCUCAACAACGGGUGUUUUGAAAAAAUGCCCAUUUGUAAUGUGUUGGGAUCAAUUCAGGGCCGCUGGAUUCGAACCCAGAACCUAUACCUUACAACUCUUUAACCGUUGCGACCACCGACGACCCUUUCAGAAUCAUCUUAAAAAACUUUCUUCGAACCACGGCACUCGAACUUAAAAAAAAAACAACAGAGUAUAUAAAAACUACAUAAAAGACUGCUUGACACUUGAAACUCUCACUACAAAACAAACGCCUUAUGUACUUAUUACUACAAUCGAUCUGGAUGUUGAACCAAACGUUCCAACCAUCAAAAAAUCCACCCCAGUACAAAAUCCAUAGACCAAGUUCUUUCAUAACCAACCAGAUCACAAUUGUCCUCGAAAUUUUCGUGUCCAGGCGACAUUAUACUAAUCGAGAGUGCCACUUCAUCCCGUGAGCGGAAGGAAUAUUCGGAUGCUUCCCUAGACGCCUUCGAUGGAGUAUGGCAUGCUCUGAAAGCUCAAGGGUAUCUAAGAAUUUAUCAAAUAAAUACUUUCAAAUGCGAAUUGGAACAUCCUUCUCCCUCAUCCACUAUGCCACUCGUUCCUCAAGGCAAGAUCCUUGGUUCCAUUCUAUGUUCAGCAUACAUUUCAGAAAUUCCUAUUCCCCAUAAAGUUCUCGACACGCAGACCAUACCACCUUUCCUUCAUAAAACGUGAUCUAGUGGUCUUCAUAAACCUCCAGGAAUAUCUCUCCUAUUUCAGAAUUCAAAAAGAACAGAAAAUCUUUAGAAUUCACACAAAUUAUAAAUCCUUCCAUUCACUUUCACACUAAAAUCCUACCAGUCCCACGGCAGUUUCAAAUACGAAUCGGAACAACCUUCGCCCUCAUCCACUUUGAUGAUGCGAAUUUUCCUCAAGGCAGGAUCCUUCAUUCUAUAUUUAGUAUAGGCGAUUUGUUUUGACUCCUUAAUAGGUUUGCCCCCUUGUACCACUCCGUUUAUCCGCCACCUUUCGUUGUUCGUUUUGCCUUCGACGAAUUGCUACCAACAAAUAUAUGUCGUUUGGAAUAAUAGGCAUUGUAUUAUGAGCAAAUAAAUUUUCAUUUUCUCCUUUGACCAAAGAAUAGGGUGGAUUUUGUCCCAACAGCAGAUCUCUGCCACGGCGUGAUUACGAGCAGGGCGAGUUACGACGAAGCCACGCUGAGGCACGUCUAUUCAGGAUACACUUCAGACAUUCAUAUCAAUCCCAAUGCAGUAUUCCACACGCAGACGAAUCCGUCACCCUUUCAUCAAACCCAGAACAGCUGCCUUCAGAAAUCUCAAGGACAUAGAAUAUAGUAGUAUGUUUGUAGUAAAUUGCUUCGGACUUCCAAGCAGCCAAGAACUUGCAGAUCCCCUCUAAAUAAGGAGACAACUUAACCAAAGAGCAGACUCGAACACCAACUAUGACGGACUUGCAAGUACAUCCAAGAUGGCAACCUAAGCUACGCUGGCUGGACGGCAUAAAGGAAGAUGCCGUGAACUUGCCUAAAGAUUGGAGAGAAUUGGAAGAACUGACGGAAGCUUUUUGAAAAAGCCAAUACCAAAAAUCUGGAUUGACUCGAUGAUUACAACCGAUGUGGACUCGGAUCCCAUGUGGUUAACAAAGUUUCCACUAGGAAUGCUUUAAUGUUUCCGCCUCCCGGCAGCAGUCAAUGUGCUUGCAGCGUGCAGCACCUCUGGAUAUAAGCAGAGGCUCAACCUGUCUGACGACGAGAUCUCAACCAACCGCAAACCCUGUAACUGCAAGGAUACAGUCAACGUAAUUCAGUAGUUAGGUCCAAACACCGGGCACCAAAAAUACCUAAGAAUCCAAACCAGUCCAAAAUUCUUCGGACCAUUCCCCCCCCCAUCACCACGAGGGCUUCAAAUAACAUUGUGCUCGAACACUGAAGCCACUACAGACGCCUCCAUAAAACUCUGUAUCCUCAUCCUAAUCUCCUCCAACUUUUUUCAUCCUCAACCCUAGUUGACCCUCCAAGGCGAUUAAGCGCCCAUGGCUUCGCUAUUUCCUCCUUAGUUAGAAAGGUGAACAGUUUUCUGCAAAAAAGGAGGAUAAAAAAAAGUUACAAUUUAAUAUAAGGACGAAAAAGUUGCCCAUAGCUCAUAAAAAAUUUAUUUAUUUAUACUUUUGCCACUUAUAUUCAAUUUAAUCAAUCAUACACUGCUGAGUUAAAGAAAAUGUUGAUAUUUUAUUCAAUAUUGACAAUCCCAAGAAGUUCCCUAAUAAAACUGAUUAGAUUUUUAUAGCCACUCAGCAAACCCGAAUAAGUAAAUAGUACAAUAUAAAAUUGGGGAGUAGUUUCUUCAACUAUUGACGUCAAUUGUACUGUAACCGAUUUGUUUCUAAAACAAACAAAACUUGUUAAGUAAAACAAUUCGUUAUUCGAAGUUUUUGGUCAGGUAGAAAUCAAAUUACCUAAUUGGACAAUUUUCUUUCUUUGCUGUGGCGAGGCCAUUAGUGUUUUGAAAUCAGUCGCUCCUUGCAACCAUAUUCACUGAACACAAGUACAACAGAAAGUCAAUAAGUUUUAGCAAACUUUUUAUUUUUAUUUUAGAGUAGAACUUUUUUUAUCCCAUACAGUUUUUUUAAGCGUACAUUUCGUUCGUCAUAUUUGUGUGAUAUUCACAUCAGCUAAUAUUGCAGGGUGAAUAAACAUGAUGCGUCCAUGGAGGAGAGCGGAUUUGUCAAAAGUCUGGACCUGGCCUCACAUAUUUUGGUUCAACAUAUUCGCAUGGUGGGCUGAAGAUAUACAGAACAAGACAUUACAAAGGAUUGCAAUCAAAUUCAGAUUAUUUCUCUUGAUUUUCAACGUAUGGUUCCUAUUUUCCCUCAUGACGAACAAUUUUGUCGAAAUUAGCAACAACGGCUUGACGAAUAGUUUAUUUACGAUAUUCGCCUCGCUGCCGGCAGUGCUGGCAUUUACGAAGCUCGCCUACCUCAUCAAGUACAGAAGAGAAUUGCGAAAGGCAAUCGACGAUUUGGAUGAUUUGCUGUUAGAAACAAUUAACAAAGGUGUUGAUCCAGUGCUCGAGGUGAAGUUGCGGAAACAUUAUGCCAGAUGCUGGUUGCUGUUCUAUUUUCUCUUAAUUGUCGGCUCGAUGAUAACAUUACACUGGCUUAUGAGGCCCAUUAUGCUUGCGUUAGGCGGGAUCAAAACUUCAAUAGUAGUGACAUAUCCUAACAUGAUUGAAACGUGGACUCAAGUAUUUGUGACUUACGUCAUUCAUGCCAUAAACGUAGCAACAGAUGGUCAUGCACUUUAUAUGUUUGAUAACUUUUAUUUCUGCAUGGCUGAAAAUAUUUUGAUCCAAUUUACGAUUCUGAGACACAAUCUUCACAAUAUGAACAUAACAACUGGAAAGCCGGGGAACAUCACGAUCAAAACUUGUGCAGAGCACCACAAUAAGAUUUUGCGAAUAUGUGAAACUCUGAGAGUGUCAUCAGUAUCGGCGAUAUUAUUUCAGUGUUUUCAUACUGUGCUUCUUCUAUGCUCUGGUGUUUUUGAACUUACACUGGGUAAAAAGAAUUUGCAAGUUUUUAUGAAUCUAGCAGAAAUCACACUUAUAAUUGUUUUCAUAUUGUAUUGUUACUGCUGGUACAGCAAUGAAAUAACCUUUCAGUGCAGGGAUUUAUUGCAUUCACUGUACAUGACAGACUGGUUGAAUGGAACGGUCGAGGACAGGAGAAUUGUUGUCACGAUGAUGUCAAUGACAAUGCAUCCUGUUGUUUUUGGUGGAAUAGUCAAAAUCAAUCUAAAUACAUUUCUUGAUGUACUGAAGACGACAUUUUCUUAUUAUAAUUUUCUAACUGCUGUGGAUUUGCAAUGAAGUUCACCUGGCAUACUAAUCAUUACAGUGUUUUUUCUUGAUUAGGUGUACUAUAAAUUUAUUCAUUUCUAUUAUUUCCUAAAAGGCAUUGUUUUUAUAGCUGCUUUCAUUUUUAAUAUAAUUUUUAAAAAUGUUAUCGAUGACAGUCAUAUAUAGAGUUGUUUGUCAAAUUGUCAUAUGUAGAGUUAAUAUCACUUGGGAGAAAUAUAUUUCCAUGAAAAACAACAAAUAAAAAACUUUUCACCUGCA